UUCACCUUCACCCUCACUGAUCAUGUGGAAACAUCUAGUAAUAAUGCUCCUCUGAAAGACAGUGAACAUCUCAGCUGGUUUCUGUGUGACCUCCUAUACAACAAGGCCAUCUCCCAAAGCUUCUUUAGACCCUCCAUCCUCCUCAGAGUAUCAGCCCCAUAUCUCGAAGCCCUUUUUAUCCAUAUCCUGCCUCCAGGAUGAGUGGGCUUUUCGGCAAACUGGACCCACGGCGGAUUCAGUGGGGGUCCACCUGGUUUGCCUUCCAGUCCCGCAUUCUGCGCACGAAACCGGUGGAGUCCAUGCUGGAGAGCUCAGGUGGCACGGGGGCUCAUGGCACCAAACUCGCCCGCGUUCUCUCCACCGUGGACCUUGUGUCUCUGGGAGUGGGAAGCUGUGUAGGCACGGGCAUGUACGUGGUUUCUGGACUGGUGGCUAAGGAAAUGGCGGGUCCUGGGGUCAUUGUGUCUUUCAUCAUCGCUGCCGUGGCCUCCAUCCUGUCAGGGGUGUGCUAUGCUGAAUUUGGUGUGCGUGUGCCUAAAACCACAGGAUCUGCCUAUACUUAUAGCUAUGUGACGGUGGGCGAAUUUGUGGCUUUUUUCAUUGGCUGGAAUCUGAUUUUGGAGUAUCUGAUUGGUACAGCAGCAGGAGCCAGUGCACUCAGCAGCAUGUUUGACUCGCUGGCCAAUCACAGCAUCAGUGGCUUCAUGAUCAAACAUGUAGGAACACUCAACGGACUGGGUAAAGGGGAACAGUCGUAUCCAGACUUCUUGGCCCUGGUCAUAGCUAUCCUGGUCACAGUAAUAGUCGCUCUGGGUGUGAAGAAUUCUGUCGGGUUCAACAACGUGCUGAAUGUCAUCAAUUUGGUGGUGUGGGUGUUCAUAAUGAUUGCAGGCCUGUUCUUCGUCAGUGUAAGCAACUGGGAUGAGGGACGAUUCCUGCCUUAUGGCUGGUCAGGGGUCAUGCAGGGUGCAGCCACUUGCUUCUAUGCUUUUAUUGGGUUCGACAUCAUAGCCACUACGGGAGAAGAAGCCAAAAGUCCCAACACAUCUAUCCCCUAUGCCAUCACUGCCUCUCUGGUCACCUGCCUCACUGCCUAUGUCUCUGUGAGUGUGAUCCUCACCCUGAUGGUCCCUUACACUGAAAUUGACACAGAUGCUCCUCUGAUGGAAAUGUUUUCUCUUCAUGGCUUCCAAACUGCCAAAUACAUAGUGGCCAUCGGCUCCAUUGCAGGACUGACAGUCAGUUUGUUGGGCUCUCUUUUCCCACUGCCGAGAGUCAUCUACGCCAUGGCAGGAGAUGGUUUGCUCUUCAGGUUCCUGGCUAAUGUGAGCACGUACACGGAGACUCCUGCAGUGGCCUGUGUGGUGUCGGGGUUCCUCUCUGCUCUCUUGGCUUUGCUCGUCAGUCUGAGGGACCUGAUCGAGAUGAUGUCCAUCGGCACUCUGCUAGCCUACACGCUCGUGUCGGUGUGUGUGCUUCUGCUGCGUUACCAGCCUGAAGGAGACAUCCACGGAUUCGUCAACUUCCUCUCCGAGCAGAACUCGAAACGUAAGGAGGGGGUGCUGGCCGAGUGCGAGAAGGAAGCCUGCUCGCCGGUCAGUGAGGGUGAUGAUUAUGGAGGAGCCGCCACGAACACCUGCGGAGCCAAGAACCUGCCGUCUCUGGGAGACAACGAGAUGCUGAUUGGUAAGCCUGACAAGUCCACCUACACUGCCAGUCACCCCAACUACGGCACCGUGGACAUGUCGUCAGGCAUUGAGUCAGAUGAGACGGACAGCGUGUACCUUCUGAAGCUGAAGAAGCUGCUGGGGCCUCGCUAUUACACCAUGCGCAUUCGGCUCGGCCUGCCGGGCAAGAUGGACCGGCCCACUGUGGUCACCGGCCGGGUCGUCACUCGCUGCGUCAUUCUGCUCUUCAUCCUCAUCUUCUGCUUCUGCUCCCUCAUCAUCUUCGGGUCAGGUCAGAUAGCUGACGGCCAGUGGUGGGCCGUGCUGCUACUGGUGCUGCUGCUUCUGGUCAUCACGCUCUUGAUCUUCAUCAUCAUUCAGCAGCCGGAGAACCCUAAGCGCCUGCCCUACAUGGCUCCCUGCGUUCCCUUUGUCCCGGCCUCUGCCAUGCUUGUAAACAUUUACCUUAUGCUCAAGCUCUCCACUAUCACAUGGAUCCGUUUUGGCGUAUGGUGCUUCGUGGGUGUUUUGAUCUAUUUCGGCUACGGCAUGUGGAACAGCACCCUAGAGAUCACGGCGCGAGAGGAGGAAGCCCAUGCUAGCACAUACCAGCGCUAUGACGUGGGCGUGGACGACAACUUUGCAGUGGAUGACGAUCUAUACCCUUCAGGAGAUGGAGGGCCAUACCAAAGCUUGGGCUCCCAUGAGGGCAGAGGUGGGCAACAGAAACAGCAGGAGCAGAGUGAGCCUCGGCUUGACGGCCAGGACAGGGUGGACAACCACAGGACCUCCUCUUCCUCCUCACACAGCAGGGCCAAAAGCAAAGCUAGCAAACCUAGUCCGGCCUUUGAGGCGCUGGUGGUCGACGAUGAUUUGGACGAUCCUUUAGAAUGAGAAUGUAAUCUGAAUGUACUCGUCUGCCGACAACUGCAGAACCCUUGGGCUAGAUUGUUAUGUCUCUCUGCAAUGAGUUUUUAUUUGACUUUUAUUCCUUCAUUUACAGCCCUUUUUUACUACUAAUUGGAUAAUGUGAACGUUUAGGAUGGGAUUUAACAUUUAGAAGGCUUUUGAGCUUUCUUUUUUAACCACCUAUAGCACCUAAAAUUCUUUUUGUUUUUAAAUUAUUUUACAGUUUUAUUUCUCAUUAUAAUCAUUUUACUGAACUCUUCAGCACUUAAAUAUGUAUAAUCUAAUGUUUCCCUUUGAAAGCAACAGUCCCUCCGACCAAAUUACACUAACUACUUUAGCACGAGAUUCAUUAUCUGGCCUGUAGUUUAUUACUGCCCUGUUAUUUAUCACAGUCCCACAGUUUUCCCUAAACAAGCUGUACAAUCUUUCAGUCCGUUCACAGAUCACUUCCGCUCUAUUAGCCUCGACACUGUCUUUAUGUGGGGUCGAUAUACUGUAAAACCAGCUGAAAAAUUCCCAUACGAAGCCCUUAAAACACUUAAAGCUAUUUGCACACUUUAGCUAUUCAGUCAGCAGCUGUUUCUUAAUUUCAUUAUCGCAUACAAAAAGGUUAGUUUGAGAAGCAAAGAUAGAUGACACGAUGAGGAAUGAUAUGAUAAAAACUUAGACCCCCACAGAAUCAAAGGCCUCAUUCUCUUCCACUCAAACAUCUAGCCCAAGUGAGGUUUGGACCGUAGGUUUUUACAAAUAGUAAUUGGACUUUGCUUGCAAUAGUGCCUUCAUCUGUCAGUGUGUGCUUUAAAUAUGGCCAUCAAGAUGUCCAUGCUUGUUUGUUUGUCAUUUCUGUUGAUGUCGACAUAUCCAUGGGUUUGUUUUCCCGCUGAAGGUGCCUGUCAGCUGUCACGUGUCACAACCGACCAUCCAUUCAUCCUAUGUGCCAGUGACUCCGCUUCAUCCUUGCAAGCAGGCCGCUCUGUGUAAAUACCCACGGUGUGACCACAGUACGAUUUGUGUCUCUCGGCUGGUCAGUGUGUCCGUUGAAAAAAAAAGGAGACGUGAUUUAGGAAAACAGAAGGGGAAUUUGCAUGUGGUGGAGAGCGUUGUGAAUUUUGAAUCUGGAUGUGCUCUUCUGCUGUUCCCUCCUCUCCCAUAAUUCACCAAUCUGUCCAGACCAACUCUAUCUGUACAGCUCUGCCAGCCGAAAAAAAAACAAAAACAAAAAACAACCAAGCCAGGCCUCAAAUCCAUACAUGCGGAAGACACUCUGAGCACAUCCUGCCAUAUUGCUUUAAAUGUGUUUUCCCUCUUGUGUUUGUGAUAAAUAUUUAGAAACAAACAAAAAAAAAAAAACUAAAGAUUGAGUUGCCAUAAAUGAUUUGCAGGCUUUGAGUCCUAUAAAGCACUACUCUAUUGAGUCAAACUAUUUCUUUUUAGAUCUCACAGCGUGUAGAGCUCAAUUUUGGGGCCUGGGUUGGUUUUGUUCCUUGCAUUUGGUCUAUGAUGUGAUUCUUGUCGCCGUGGCAUUUUGCUGAAUGUAUAGCAUGUUCAGACGUACGGGGCCCAGAGUAAAACUAUGUCUGUGAGUAUUUGCAUGUGUGGUGACCGUUGAAAGACUUGAUGUAACUCUCAAAUGUAGCAUUCUGAGAGACGAGGGUAGCAGCCUGCCCAUCGUACACCCCUCAAACGCUCCUCGUCCUGAGUGGCCUCUGUUUACAAAGCAAGCCAAAGUCUGCAUCCUUCGUUUACUGUAUCAGACAAAAUAGUAGAACACCUUAUAACAGUGUGGCGAUGUGAGAUAUCGAAGAGAAGUAUUUUUUUACAGGCAUUUCAUACCUUCAGGUUCUCUGUCAGGGUAGUGUAGCCACCGCCAGUGGUGUUUUGUGGGCUCUCUUACGGUUCAGACGAAUUUCUGAAGACAAGUGGCGAAAGCAUAUAUUUUUAAUGGCCUCUUUCUAGACUAAAAAACAUAACUGGAGACGUUUGAGUUUUGAUUUAAUAGAUUUCAUUUAAUGUUAUAACACAAGAAUAGGCUUAAGAAGAGCAAGGUUUCAUUAAAAAUGAACAUUUUGUCAUAAUCUUUAUUUAUCUCCAAACCUAUAAGAUAUAUUUUUUUUGUCCAUAGAAUGGAAGACAAUGGGGUCAAAUGAUGUUGUUUUGGACCCCAUUAAAAAAGAAAAAAAGAAAUCUUAAAAAUAUCUUCUUUUGUGUUAAGUAUAAGUCAUACAUGUUUGGAGCGACAUGAGGAUGAGUAAAUGAUGACAGAAUUUUCAUUUGUGGAUGAAACUACCCCUUUGAGUAAGAUUAGAAUCUACAUAUAGAAAUAUUUUAUUAAAAAUCUAUCUGGAAAAAAAAAUCAGAAAUCUCUGUUGCUUUUAAAGAUAGCUACUAUUUGUUAUUCGUCUCUGAGAAAAGGUACAGUGUUUGUACUUUGUGAUCUAUCUUUCCUGCUAUCAUAGUUUGUUUGGUAUUUGUUCAGGAAAUGUGGAGAUUGGCUGCCCUUGCAAAUCUGAUCUUUGUUUCUUCUGUAUAUUUUGGUAUGAAGUGGAUGUAUUCUGGUUUCAAUGAUUUUUCUAAAGAAUCUAUUUAUUGUUUCUUCUACUUGUGGUUUUGCUCUCCCGUUGCACUGUGUAAUGAGAUGUUAAUAUUGCUUCCAUGCAACAAUGAAAGUCAUUUAUUGCAGAUCAGAUAAGCGUGACUCUUGAUUUUCCUUUCGCUUUAAGGCUGUCUCACACAACCCGGAAUCAGAAGUAAUAAAACUCCUCACAUGGGUGGCUUAUGUAAGCAUUGCAUUGCAGGCCCGCUCUGUUUCCUGUGGCGUGGAGCGGUGAGCCUAGAAUAACAGCGAUCCGAGGGUCGUACCUGAGCACAAAACAAACAUGGUCAUACUGGGAUGGGCUAUGCCGCUGGCUAUGCAGAGGAAUGAGAUGAACAGAUCAGGACGUACUGUUCCAUUAUCAUUGCUGCAAUGGUGGUCGAUGUGGUACAAUAUGGUUUGGAGAUCUCAAAACAUGUUGUUAUGUUCAAUUCAUACAGAUCAGACCCUUCUGUCUGUAUGGUGCAGGCAUCGACACAACCAGAAGCACCCUCCUUUUGUGGCAGGGUCUUCAUAAGUGUUAUUCCUAUGAGGCACUCAUAGGACGUCAUUUGUGUCAUCUCUCAUCAGCCUGAAUCAAAUUUAAAUGUGAUGUCCUUAUAUUGUUUGUCGUCAUCUGUUUGGGAGGAAGCCUCCCCUUUUCCUGAUGCAAAAUAUCCUGGUGCUGAUCCUGGAUGAGAUGAUGCUGUGUGGUAAAUGGUUAUAUUUUCCUGAUAUAUUUAAAACACAUAUUUAAAAAAUAUUAUGCACUUUUAAGCUUAUGCAAUACCCAGUAGUUGCUUUAUUACUCGCACUAAUCCUUAUGCAAAAGGUGAUAUCAACUCACUGCACAAAUAAUCCGACAUUUCCUGUAAGAAGCCAUUCGGUGUUUUCAGAACAUUCUGGAAACUGCUGAUUUUUCUGGUCAGUUCAAGGUCUGUCUCAUAAUCAGUAACAAUUUGUACUAGAGUAUCAGGUAUAUACAAUGUUAUCAUUUUUAUGCUCAGUAGUAUCAGUUUUCCAAGGAAAAACCAGACAAGCUAAAAAUACCACAUUAGAAUAUGAUUACUUGAAUAAUUUUAACUAGUAAAUGAAGUUGUCAUGUUUGUUCAAAUGGAGAUACUUUCCUGAGUUAUAAAGAACAUUAAAGGGCCAUGAAACGCCUUGUUUCAGCACAAUCAGUUCUCGCCAGUUUUAAAAUUUGCUCAAAUUGGCCUUUCUAGUUCAUGAAAAUGUCACAUCCUGUUGAUGCUGACUUAAAAAUACAAAUCCGGUGUUAUGAACAAUCAGGUCCCCUCUCACAAAUGGGUUGCCACUUUUUGUAAUUGUAUCUUGUUUGCUAUCGGUUCUCUGAUUUUAGCACUACUGUGGCUGUUGAAAUAUAUAUUAAAUAUAUAAAAAGUGUAGCUUCCCAUUUUAUUAUUUGCAUGAUCUUAACAAAUGAUCAAAUAUGAUAGAUUUAUAAAGCUAGCAGGCUAACAGGCUAAAGGUAUGCUAAGCUAGAAUGCUAAGCAUUUAAAGCAAUAGACAUUUAAUUUGACAGUCUAUAGCUUUGUGAAAUCAUAAGCAACAUAAUUGUAAAUGCAAUUGCAGUCAUAUUCACACAGUUAAAGCAACAUUUCAUAAGCCAAGUGUGUUUCUUACCAGGGACUCAAUGUGGCUAAGGCGUUUCAGCCAGUGGAAUCAGGCCUACCCAUUUAUGCAGGAAGACUCAUUUGUUCAUGACACAGGAUUACUAAAAUUGGCCAAACAUUCCUAAAUGAUCUAAUUUAAUCUUUAAAUAAUUUCUAUUAUGUGCAGCAUAAUUUACAACAUAAUUAUUGUUUGUUUUUUGUUGUUUGUUUGUUUCGUGACCCUUUAAAAAGGAAACGCUAAACCUUUUUUUCUCCAGUUAUAAACAGGAAUGAAGGCUGGAUUAACAUCAUGACAUUCAACUUCCUGUUUCUUGCUAGUUCAGGUCAAUUUCUGCAUUUCUUUCUCUCCCUCUGCUUUUAGGUCAUCAUUUGCAUAUUUGGAAGAGAAAAAUACUAUAAAGACCGAUGCAAUUUUUCAAUUCAUUGAAUUUCCUUCACCCCAAACUACCUCUAACUAAAGACUGAACGGUGAAGACCUUCAAAUUCGAAGCAAUAUUUGACAUUUAAAAUGCACCCCUCAUAAAUCAUACUUCAGUGAUUAAGAAAGUGAUUUAAUUUUUUCACAUGAUGUACAAAAACAUUCACUUGUUGCUUAUAUCCUCAGUAUUCAGCCAUUUUCGACUGUAUGCCUAGAAGUGUAACAGGAAACAUUCAGUUCAAGGACCCCAACCAGAAAACAAAACCAGAGUAUAAAUCUUCCUUCAUGGCUGAUUGCGACCAUUAACCUUUAAUCUGCCCGUCAUGGUUGGCCAUCAGUCGUAAUGGGACGAGCUUCUCGUUAGACAUGGAGAAAUCGAUACACGUACAUGUCUUGGGCGCCUGAAUUGUAUGUGUGUCUCAAGUGCUUUUAGUGAGAAUGAAUGAGAGGUUUAAGGAUGAUGCACUGCACCUGCCUGGGCAUCUGACAGCAGAUUUUGUGUUUGACAAUUAGACAGUCAUGUGAAAAGCAAUUUGGUUCAUUUUACCAGCAGGGUUUUAUUUAUAAAAAUGACGCAACCUAUAAUCAAAAAACAUUUUCACAGACAUUUUCACAUGGUAAACAUUGUUUAUUACAAAAAAAACAUCAUAAAAACUGCAUACAAGUAUUACAAUAAAUAAUAUUGCUAAAUGGUAACUGCUUUGGUGCAAUUUGGCUUGGGCGGCUAUUCUGAAAUCAAUCAAAAUGAAAAGAUAGCUGUACAAA
Pimephales promelas (fathead minnow) is the source of this 7965-nucleotide messenger RNA. It is a transcript of the gene slc7a14a, whose product is annotated as solute carrier family 7 member 14a. Gene Ontology annotation, biological process: transmembrane transport; amino acid transport. Lineage: Eukaryota; Metazoa; Chordata; Actinopteri; Cypriniformes; Leuciscidae. Gene Ontology annotation, molecular function: amino acid transmembrane transporter activity. Gene Ontology annotation, cellular component: plasma membrane. The record is from RefSeq and is a predicted model, not a curated record.